AUGGAGCGCAAAAGGACCAAGAGAGAAGCUGAGAAGCUAGAAGUAGAUGAGCCUCAGAGCAAACUCCCGCAUUCAACACCCUCACUGUCCACGAAUCCUGCCCUCUAUUCUGGGUCCUUUCCUUUCUACCGGCGCCCUUCCGAAUUGGGCUGCUUCUCCCUGGAUGCUCAACGCCAGUACCAUGGAGAUGCCCGAGCCCUGCGCUACUACAGUCCGCCCCCUACCAAUGGUACAGGCCCCAACUUUGACCUCCGAGAUGGGUACCCUGAUCGGUACCAGCCUCGAGAUGAGGAAAUCCGAGAGGGCCUGGACCACCUGCUACGCUGGUUGCUGGAACAUCGAGGACAGCUAGAGGGGGGCCCAGGUUGGCUGGCAGGAGCCAUAGUGACAUUGCGGGGACACCUGACAAAACUGCUGACCACGCCGUAUGAGCAGAAGGAGGGCUGGCAGUUUGCAGCCUCCCGGUUCCAGGGAACACUGUACCUGAGUGAGGUGGAGACACCAGCUGCUCGAGCUCAGAGGCUUGCUCAGUCACCCCUCCUCCAGGAGCUUAAGUACAUGGGGUAUAAGUUCGAGCAGUACAUGUGUGCAGACAAGCCUGGAGCCUCCCCAGAUCCUUCUGGCGAGGUCAACACCAAUGUGGCCUUCUGCUCUGUGAUACGAAGCCGUCUGGGGGACCACCCUCUGCUCUUCUCAGCGGAAGUAGACUGCACAGACCCCCAGGCCUCACCCAAACAGCCCCCCGCUUGCUAUGUGGAACUCAAGACCUCCAAAGAGAUGCACACUCCUGGCCACUGGAAGAGCUUCUACAGACACAAGCUCCUGAAAUGGUGGGCUCAAUCUUUCCUGCCUGGAGUCCCAAAGGUAGUUGCUGGCUUCCGUAACUCAGAGGGUUUCAUCUGUUCCCUCAAGACCUUUCCCACUAUGAAGAUGUUUGAAAAUGUCAGGUAUGACCGUGAUGGCUGGAACCCCUCUGUGUGCAUGAACUUCUGUGCUGCCUUCCUUAAGUUUGCCCAGAGCACAGUUGUCCAGGAUGACCCCAGGCUCAUCCACCUCUUCUCCUGGGAGCCUGGUGGCCCAGUCACUGUGUCUGUACAUCGAGAUGCACCCUAUGCCUUCCUGCCUACAUGGUACGUGGAAGCCAUGAGACAGGACCUCCCAUCACCCCCCAGGAAUCCCUCCCCCCAGGACUGAUGUUUUAGAGGGGCUGGUCCCAUUUUGUAUAUAUAUAUAAAAUAAAGGCAUAUUUCUAAG
Molecule: messenger RNA, 1254 nt
Organism: Elephantulus edwardii (Cape elephant shrew)
Lineage: Eukaryota; Metazoa; Chordata; Mammalia; Macroscelidea; Macroscelididae
Gene: DXO
Product: decapping exoribonuclease
Exons: 6
Coding region: 1-1194 (397 amino acids)
Biological process (GO): NAD-cap decapping; nuclear-transcribed mRNA catabolic process
Cellular component (GO): cytosol; nucleus
Molecular function (GO): mRNA 5'-diphosphatase activity
Source: RefSeq, a predicted model, not a curated record